Molecule: messenger RNA, 315 nt
Organism: Penicillium maclennaniae
Lineage: Eukaryota; Fungi; Ascomycota; Eurotiomycetes; Eurotiales; Aspergillaceae
Exons: 2
Coding region: 1-315 (104 amino acids)
Source: RefSeq, a predicted model, not a curated record
AUGCCGACUAGCUUGACGAAUGGUGGCAAUCACAAUUUGGAGGCGACGAUGAUCAAAUGGGUGGAAGAAACAAUAGUUGAAUGGCAUCAGAGUGAAAUUUUGGCCUUGACACGAAAGCAACAGAACAAAGCCUUUGAACGAGCGAAGUUUCUCGAUCCCAAUGUUCCCAUUGUUGAGAGUUUCGGCAACUGGGGCUGUUUCAGAUGGGGAGCUUACAACAACCCGUCUGGGUAUCAUAAUGACUAUGUGAGACGUUCAUCAAUCAACCAACAUGCCAUAUUUGUGCAUCUUUCUAAUUGUCCUCUGGCUAGGUGA